UCCAUGCCAUAAAAUCCAACCUAUGAUGUCUCUUCACAACCACACCUAAAUCAAAACAAAAUUCAAAUCCUACAAAAACCCUCCAAAUAAAAGACAAAAACUCAAUCUUGAAACUCAAACUCAAAGCACUCUGCACCAUUGACCUACCUAGUUCUUUAUCAGCAUUUUCAAACAAAACAGCUGCAUAACAAACACCAAGAGCCUAAAGUUUGCAGCUUUCUUCAUGGGCUCGAGCAUCCAGGGCGUCCCUCUUUCAGGUAUUAGAGCACCUCUAACUUUGGAUGACUCCGACAUUGAAUCUUCUUUUUCGUCGAAGAGUGGUAGCUAUUACAGUGAUAGUGAGCUUGAGAAUGUUGAGGGUGAUGGGGAUAUGUUAGAAGUUGGUGGUGGUGUUGAGGAAGAUGAAGGGCUUGUUGAAGAAACUGAAGUCGUUAGUGAGUUUGCGGCUUCUGGUGGUGCUGUGGUUGGAUUGAGUGGAGAAGUAGUUGAGAGUAGUAGCAGCAAGGAGCGUAGAUUUGUUCAAGAAAGUGGUGAUUUUGAUGAUUCUGGGUCGUUGUUGAGUGAGUCGAAUAAUGAUGAGCUAGUCGGAAAGUCGAAGAAUGGUGCGAAUUCGAGCAUUUUUAGGCCAAUGGUGGCUGAAUCGGAUGAGGGAGUUGAGGAGGUUGGGGAGGUUGAGGUUACACCAGUUAUGGGACCUAGAGUUUUAUCAGCAAGAAAGCUGGCUGUUCCUGUUGCCAAGAUAUCCGGGGACAGUGAUGACGACUCUUAUGGCAGCGUGGUUUCGGAUGAAGAAGGUUUCUAUGCUGGCGUUGCAAGGGUUCCUAGCAUUGAAGUGCUGCAUAGGAUUGGUAGUGCACCGAUAGUUAGAAUAUUGGAGGAUGAUGAUGAAGGGAAUGAGAAUGAGUCACAAGGUGAGAAUGUUGUGGAUAUGGAGCUUGAUGGGAACUUGCUAGAUGAGAUGGAGCACUCUCUGGUCAAAGAUAGUGAUGCCCUUGAUUUCAAUGAAGAAACUAUGGCUCACUUGUUGGAUGUGGACGAAGAGUUUAAUCCCAUGGCCGAAUCAAGGCAUGAUGGAGAGCUUAUUCAUUUGGAUGAGGAUAUUAAAGAGGUUGAUGUUGUUGAAGAGAGGAAGGAGUGUUUGGAAUUGGUUGGUUCCAGAGAGGAUGCUGAUUUUGCUGAGAGCAUUGUUUUGCACGAUGUAUCUUGUGUUGCUUCGGUUGAAGAAGCUGCAGGAAGUAAUACUGGUUUAGAGGAUAAUUAUAUUAUCAAUCAGGAGAGUUUGGAAUUGGUUGGUUCAAGAAAGCUUGCUGAUUUUGCCAAUAGCAUGGUUUUGCACGACGUAUCUUGUCUUACUUUGGUUGAUGAAGCUGCAGGAAGUAAUAUUGGUUUAGAAUUAGAGGAUAAUUAUAUCUUCAAUCAGAAUUAUGAGAGUGAGAAUGUGGAAGGAAUGAAACAAGGGAUUGAGCAGACAGUUGAGUCCUCUUGCUUUGAUGCUGACCAUGAAAUUAGCUCCCCUCAUCGUUGUGUUGACAUCAAUGAAGAUGCUAGCUCGAUAUGUGCAGUUGCUGCAAGUCAAUCUGUGUUUGAAGGGUCAAAAUUAGAUGAAGAAGAAGAAGAAGAAACUGGGAAAGAAGUUGAAGCCAGUGAAGUAUUGCCUAGUGACGUAGAAGAAUUGAGCUUUUACUUGGACAUUAGUAAAGCUGAAAUGGAUGUGACACAAGACUCUACUACUCCUAACACAGGAGGGGUUUUACUUGAUCAUUCAGAAGAGAUUGAUAGUGAGGUUCUUGUAGAUUUUCACGACGAGGUGGAUGUAGGUAGCGGGAUGAGUAAUGAGAUACAUACAAUUGAUGCUGCUGCUCUUUUUGAGGACAUAAAUAGUGCUGCCUUGGGUGAUGAUGAUGAUCUUAUCAAAGUUGCGUCAGUAUAUGGUGUGGAGAAUUCGUCCCUGGGUACAUUCGACUCUGCAAGAACGAGCAUCGCAGCUGAAACUCAUGGGAUGAGUAAUGAGACACAUACAAUUGAUCCUGCUGCUCUUUUUGAGGAUGUAAAAAGUGCUGCCUCUGGUGAUGAUGGUGUGGAGAAUUUGUCACUGGGUACAUUCGACUCUGCAAGAACUAGCAUUGCAGCUGAAACUCAUGGGGUGAAUCCUUCUUCUACCAUUGGUGAAGAUUUAAGUGAAAGGGAGAAGAUGAGUAUCAAAAAAAUACAAAAGAUAAGAGCAAAAUAUCUGUGCCUUCUAGAGAGAUUGGGCCAUUCCCCUGAGGAUUCUGUAGCUUUGAAGUUUUUAUACCAGCUGACACUUGCUGCUGGAAGUUCGCAUCUUGAUUCCUGCAAGAAUGCAGCCAUGGAGAACGAAGCACAAACAAAGGACAGUCCGGAUUUCCCGUUGACUGUCUUGAUUAUAGGAAAGACUGGAGUUGGCAAGAGUGCUACUGUGAAUUCCAUUAUGGGAGAAAACACUGCUGCAGUUGAUGCAUUUGAGCCUGCAACGGCUCGUGUGAGAGAAAUUGCUGGCUUGAUCAACGGAGUGAAGCUAAGGAUCUUCGACACCCCUGGUCUUAGUACUUGUUUGACAGACCAAUCCAGCAACAGGAAGAUUUUGUCAUCCAUCAAGAAAGUGAUGAGGAAAUGUCCACCUGAUGUUGUCCUAUACGUGGACCGCCUGGACACCCGAAGAGGCGGCCAUGAUGAUUUGUCUCUUCUGAGGCUGGUCACUUCAUCUCUUGGUUCAUCAAUAUGGAGAAAAUCCAUUGUUGCUUUCACACAUGGAGCUGCAACGCCUCCAGAUGGGCCUGAUGGAUGUCCUAUAAGCUAUGAGGUGUUCUUAUCUGAGCAGUCGCAAGUCGUUCAAAGCCUCAUUUGUCGUUCAGCUGGGGAGCCAGAGCCACUGGUGAUGACUCCAGUUUGUGUUAUUGAAAAUGCAGAAAAGAAUGGAGAUGGAGAAAAAGUGUUGCACAGUGGGUGGAGAGCUCAGCUGCUGCUGCUGUGUUGCUCAAUGAAGAUUAUAUCAGAAGUGGGGGCUCGGAGCCCUCUUGGAUUGCUGAGCCAUUUGCCUCCUAAAUCUCCUGAUUUGUCUCCAUUCUUGAAAUCCAAUGUUCAUCCAGGACUAUCUAGUGGUCAAAGUGGUGACAUUGUUGGAUCAGAUGCCGAGCUGUGUGAUCCAUCUGGAUCCAACCAAGACGUAGACGUUGAGCACGACAAUCCAUUCCCGUUCAAGCCACUCGACUCCUCACAGACUACUACUGAGCUCAGCCGGGACCAAUGGGAGGCUUAUGGGGAUGGAGAAGAUCAAGACUCAAUGGCCUGCCUUUUCACAAGGCCGGUUCUCACCCCACAUGGAUGGGACCACGGAUGCAGCUACGAAUAUCUGCUCAUUGAAGACAGAAUCAAGACUGCCAAUGCAAUGAUCUCAGCUUUACUCACAGAAGACAGAAAAGAACUCAAAAUCCAGCUGCAUUCAUCAGUUGGGAAACGAGCAACAGUGGUGGGAAACACCGGCAUCAUUCAAUCUGAAGAUGAUGCAGCAUAUGGUGCAACCUUGUUUUUCAAUCAAGACGAAGGCACUGUCGGGAUAUCGGCAAUGAGAUGGGGAGAUGAACUUAUCUAUGGCUGCAACCUGCAUUCUUGCAUCCGUAUCAGCAUGGAAUCCAAUCUUGACAUCACAGCUGCAUUGAACAGCAGGCUGAGGGGCAAGAUUUGUAUGAAAACGAGCUGCUCAAAUCAGCUUCAGAUCGCAGCUCUGGCUCUUGUCCCAAUUGCCAUAGCUGCGGUCAAGAAGCUUUUUCGACAGAUUGAUGGAUGAUGUGAAGAUAGUUAGAAUAGAGAAUGAACUGGUGUAUAUAGUGAAAAGAGUAACGAAGCAGCUUAUAUUUGUGAAUUAGUAAAGACUUGAACUUGCUUCUUUUUUUCUCUUAUAAAUGAAAAAAGAUUUAGCCAUUGAUAUA
Molecule: messenger RNA, 3947 nt
Organism: Salvia splendens (bonfire salvia)
Lineage: Eukaryota; Viridiplantae; Streptophyta; Magnoliopsida; Lamiales; Lamiaceae
Product: translocase of chloroplast 159, chloroplastic
Exons: 1
Coding region: 224-3805 (1193 amino acids)
Biological process (GO): protein targeting to chloroplast
Cellular component (GO): chloroplast outer membrane
Molecular function (GO): GTP binding
Source: RefSeq, a predicted model, not a curated record